Messenger RNA from Racocetra fulgida, 170 nucleotides. NCBI's taxonomy places the organism in Eukaryota, Fungi, Glomeromycota, Glomeromycetes, Diversisporales, Gigasporaceae. The record is from the annotation of a GenBank genome assembly.
AUCCUAAACAACAUCAACUUCCUAAACAACAUCCUAAACAACAUCAACAUCCUACACAACUUCCUACACAACUUCCUAAACAACCUCCUAAACAAGAUUUUAUUCUUCGAGUAUCUUUAGUGGAUUAUCAUGGAAAUGCUAUACUAGAUGAAAUUAUUCGUCAACCUUUU